This is a messenger RNA of Emys orbicularis (European pond turtle), 885 nucleotides long. RefSeq names its product olfactory receptor 11L1-like. Gene Ontology annotation, molecular function: G protein-coupled receptor activity; olfactory receptor activity; odorant binding. The record is from RefSeq and is a predicted model, not a curated record. Gene Ontology annotation, biological process: G protein-coupled receptor signaling pathway. The coding region runs from base 1 to 885 and encodes 294 amino acids. The transcript is spliced from 2 exons. Gene Ontology annotation, cellular component: membrane. Lineage: Eukaryota; Metazoa; Chordata; Testudines; Emydidae.
AUGGAGAAAAGAAAAUGUGGAAAUCAAACGUCGAUCACAGAAUUCAAUCUCCUGGAUUUCAGGAAUCUUCAUGGAUUGCAGAUUCUUCUCUUCCUGCUGUUCCUAGUGAUCUACACUGUUACUAUGGCUGGGAACAUCCUCAUUGUUGCGCUAGUUGUGGCUGAUCAGCAUCUGCACACCCCCAUGUACUUUUUCCUGGGGAACUUGUCCUGCUUGGAGACCUGCUAUACCUCCACCAUCCUGCCCAGGAUGCUGGCCAGUCUCCUGACUGGGGACAGGACCAUCUCAUUUAGUGGUUGUAUCAUACAGCUUUAUUCUUUUGGUUUCCUAGUGGUGACUGAAUGUUUUCUCCUGGCAGCGAUGUCUUAUGAUCGGUAUUUAGCGAUAUGCAAACCCCUGCACUAUUCAGCCCUUAUGAAUGGCAGGUUCUGUCUCCAGCUAGCAGCUGGUGAAAUAGACCAUUUCUUUUGUGAUUUCAUUCCACUUCUUAAACUGUCCUGCAGUGACACGCAACUGAUUUCAAUGGUAAGUUUAUUCCUUUCCUUCUUUGAUACAUUUCCCCCUUUUCUACUAACGGUGGCAUCCUACAUAUAUAUCAUCACCACCAUCCUGAGAAUCCCUUCCACCACUGGGAGGCAAAAGGCCUUUUCCACCUGCUCAUCCCACCUCAUUGUGGUGACCGUUUUCUAUGGAACCUUAGUCAUUGUCUACAUGCUACCAAAAAACAACACACUGAGAGACCUAAAUAAAGUGUUCUCUGUCUUCUACACUGUCCUGACUCCUCUGCUCAACCCCCUCAUUUACAGCCUGAGAAAUAAGCAUGUAAAUAUGGCCCUGAGAAAAGUUCUUAGUAAGUUCGCUGGAUCCAGUUCACAGCAGGUGUAA